Molecule: messenger RNA, 342 nt
Organism: Protopolystoma xenopodis
Lineage: Eukaryota; Metazoa; Platyhelminthes; Monogenea; Polystomatidea; Polystomatidae
Source: the annotation of a GenBank genome assembly
AUGUGGGACACGCAUAUGGUACAAGGACGUCAAAUUCCUUAUGAUCCACAAAAUUCACCUGCUGAUUACCCUUUACGCACAGUGCCGUUUGCUGAAGUGGCCGGAAAAACGCUGGUAUUCGCCGUUUACGACUUUGAUCGUUUUUCAAAGCAUGACCAAAUUGGUCAGAUCCAGGUUCCUUUGGGCUCCGUAGACCUGGCCCGCGUCAUUGAAGAAUGGCGUGAUCUUAGCCCGCCGGAUGAUGAUGAAAAAGUGAGUUGUUCUUCAUCACCCACUGACAACAAUUUGCAUACCACUAAUCUUUUACAUUAUAGGCGAACUGGUAAUAGUGAUCUCAUCUGA